AUGUCGGCCACAAAGGUAGCGCUCAUCACGGCCAGCUCAGCCGGUCUGGGUGCGCAGAUUGCGCGCGUGUUUGCGCCGGAUUUUCGAGUCGUAAUCAACUACUCGUCAAACUCGGAACGCGCGCAAUCCCUCCUAAAAGAGCUCAAUGCCAUCCCGAGCACAGCCUCUUCGAGCGAACCACGCUUCCACCUCAUCCAGGCCGACAUGUCCUCGAAACCGUCUGUGGAGAAUCUUGUCAAGGAGGCCCUGGACAAGUUUGGACGUCUCGAUGUUGUGGUGUCGAACGCGGGCUGGACACGCAUGACCACCUUUACCGACAUCGAGCAGCAGGUCAAUGAGGAAGACUGGGACAAGUGCUUCGUCAUGAACGUGAAGACGCAUCUGUGGCUCGCCUACGCGGCCAAGAACGCUCUGGCCGAGACAGAAGGCACCUUCAUCUCCACCGCGUCUGUUGCAGGUGUAAAGCCGAGUGGGUCAAGUGUGCCGUAUGCAGUGACCAAGGCGGCGCAGAUCCAUCUGAUGAAGAGUCUUGCCGUCAUUCUAGCGCCGAAGAUCAGGUGCAACUCGAUAUCGCCUGGUAUGUUGCUCACUGAGUGGGGGCUGAAGUUCCCCGAGACGAAGAGGAACGCGGCCAUCAACAACACGAAGUUGAAGAGGCUAGCCACGGUCGAGGACUGCGCGGACCAGGUGCGAGUGUUGGCGCUGAGCAGGAGUAUUACUGGACAGAACAUCAGCAUCGAUGGCGGGUCGUCCUUGUAG
Messenger RNA from Ascochyta rabiei, 759 nucleotides. RefSeq lists its product as uncharacterized. Lineage: Eukaryota; Fungi; Ascomycota; Dothideomycetes; Pleosporales; Didymellaceae. The record is from RefSeq and is a predicted model, not a curated record. The transcript has 2 exons. The coding region runs from base 1 to 759 and encodes 252 amino acids.